Molecule: messenger RNA, 501 nt
Organism: Solanum stenotomum
Lineage: Eukaryota; Viridiplantae; Streptophyta; Magnoliopsida; Solanales; Solanaceae
Product: probable leucine-rich repeat receptor-like protein kinase At1g35710
Exons: 2
Coding region: 1-501 (166 amino acids)
Molecular function (GO): protein binding
Source: RefSeq, a predicted model, not a curated record
AUGGAAAAAAGGGUAAACAGGUUGAAUAUUACAAAUGAUAGUGUCAUUGGCACACUCUAUAAUUUUCCAUUUUCAUCUCUCACUUUUCUUGAAUAUGUUGAUCUGAGCAUCAACCAGCUCUAUGGUAUCAUCCCCUCUGCAAUAGGAAACCUCACUAAUCUUGUCUAUCUUGACUUGUCGGCUAAUCAGUUUUCAGGCACAAUCCCACCACAAAUCGGCUCACUAACAAAACUUGAGAUCCUCUACAUCUUUGAAAACCAUUUAAAUGGUUCCAUUUCAGGAGAGUUGGGGAAUGUGAAAAAUCUUGCUGAACUUGUUUUAGAUUAUAAUCAACUUACUGGUUCUAUUCCUGCUUCAUUUGGCAAUUUGAGAAACUUGCGUACUUUGUUUCUCCAUGCCAACAAGCUUUAUGGUUCCAUUCCGAAAGGGCUUUCAUAUUUGGAUAAGUUAAAAGCACUGGUUAUUAGUGAUAAUCAACUUUCAGGCCAUUUGCCAAGGUAG